Molecule: messenger RNA, 937 nt
Organism: Punica granatum (pomegranate)
Lineage: Eukaryota; Viridiplantae; Streptophyta; Magnoliopsida; Myrtales; Lythraceae
Source: RefSeq, a predicted model, not a curated record
CUGCCCGUUCCCAAGAACUCGAUACCCACCUUCAAACCAAAGCUUAAGUUGAUAACGCACCCCAUCACUUUCUCUUAGACUUCCCAAAUUCCAUUGCUUUUUCCUUCACUAGACAUGGCCGACGUCUCUCAUAAGUCUCCCUCGCAAGCCGAAACUCAAGAACAAAGUGUUCUCCAGAAGCACGUGUCCUUCUUCGAUCGGAACCACGAUGGCAUCGUUUACCCAUGGGAGACCUUCAAAGGUUUUAGGGCAAUUGGGUGUGGGAUCCCUCUGUCCACCUUCGCCGCCGUUUUCAUCAAUGUCGGUCUCAGCCAGAAAACUCGUCCGGGAAAGUUUCCUUCGUUGUUAUUCCCAGUUGAGGUUGGCAACAUCCACAAAGCCAAGCAUGGAAGCGACUCCGGCGUUUACGACACCCAAGGAAGGUUUGUCCCCGAGAAAUUCGAAGAAAUUUUCACCAAGCAUGCGCUUACUUAUCCUAAUGCUCUUACUUCGGAUGAGCUGAAGAAAAUGCUGCGGGCCAAUAGAGUUCCCAAGGACUAUGCAGGAUGGCUAGCUAGCUACUCAGAAUGGAAGAUCCUGUAUGUUCUCUGCAAAGACAAGAAUGGUUUGCUUCAAAAGGAGACAAUCAGGGCCGUUUAUGACGGAAGCUUAUUCGAGCGGAUGGAACGGGAGCAUGCAGCGGCUCGACAGUAAUUAGCUGCCACAUUUGUCGAGAUCGACGGGACCUAUAGCUACUGAUAAUCAAACUCAACAUAAGUUGUUUUGCUUAAUUUGAAUUUACUUCACAGUUGAUUGGUUUAUUACUAUGAUUGAAUUGCAUUCAUUAGGUUGUUUAGGUGGUUCCUUGCAUUAAUCAAUGUAAUUAUGAUUAGUAUGUGUUUGAAAGGUAUGAUUCUUUUGAGUGGCAGUGUGGGAUGAAAUUAUAUUUUAAGCACCU